AUGGAUAAGAAGAUAGUGCGCAAAGGGCCGCUGCCUGGGGGUAGCCGGGGCGCGUCUGGAGCUGGCGCUGGACGCGGCAGCAUGCGGGUCGCCAGCCGAGCGCGAGGAGCUGCACGGUCACCUAGCAGCCCUCCGCAUCCAUCAUCCCCACCAGAUGGCUUGGUGUCGGCUGGGUCUUCUCGGACUCAGCAAGCGGCACCCGCCGCUGGUGGAGCACGUCGCAUGCGUUGGUCACAAGCAAUGAAUGCAAACGCAUUGCGGGCGUACUUUAGGGCAAAAGGGGAAGAAACUGGACGUUUGGCGUAUCGGGCUAGGAUGCAUCGUCUUUUUGCUGAGCUGGAGCCAUCUUUAACCGUCACAGAGCAAAACCUGGCAGACCGCGUUCGGUAUAACUUGCGCUCAAAUAUAUUUGAUGUCGCCGAACUCGAACGGCUACGACGUGAGGCUGUUCCCUCGUCGGAUGAGAAUGCUACGGCUGAGGAUGCGGCGCCACAAAUGGUAGAGCAACCCGCAAACGUGGAUGCCGCCGUGAAUACCCCAGUUGUGGUUGAUUCAAACGAUGAUGGAACAGUCGCCCAGGAACUGGAAUUAGAGCAUAUGAGGAGUACAUUGGAAGAGGCGAUUGUGGAAAUGCGCAGUACGCCUCCCGAAAAUCGACCGCGACUUCCACGCAUAGCCCUAAGCAAGCGGAAUCGGGCUGUCGUGAGGGCUUUGAACCCAAUGCUGGUGACCUAUUUGGAAGCCAGCCGGGACCUUUGCGAGACGGACUCAAUUCUUUUUGGCGCCGCGCUGGCAACCUGCCGUAUCAUAGGCGCCAAGGUUUCCACGGCUGGACGCGCUACUGGCCAUAGUAGCGCUAUCCCAGCAUGGAGAAGAAGAAUUGAGGAACGUAUCGCAAAGGCUAGAGCUCUCAUCGGCAGACUGAUAUGCUUCAGAUCAGGCAACAACAGGCCAAGAAUUGUGCGCACCGUCAGGAUGGCGUUUGCUGGGACAAAUGUCAGUUUGUCCCAGCCGGAUAUAACGCAAAAACUGACGGAGCGCAUAGAUGAUCUGAAGCAGAGAAUCGCUGCUUGGGGAAAGCGGAUUCGGCGAUAUACCGAGAGGUCGACACGGUUCAACCAGAAUCGUCUCUUCCAGAGUGAUCAGAAGAGGCUCUAUGAAUCAUUGGAGCGACCAAUGGUAAGUGGAACGGGUCCAGCAUCGAAUCAGGCCGACACUGUAGCAUUCUGGCACGGCCUGUGGUCAGAGCCCGUAAACCACAGCGAGGGCCCUUGGACGGAAGUUGUGGCGAGUCAGUGUGCGGGUAUUACGCCCAUGGACCCCGUCAUCAUAACGCCGGAUGACGUAGCUGAGGCGGUCCGUGGGGCCCCGAACUGGAAAAGUCCGGGGCUUGACGGGCUGCAUCACUACUGGCUGAAAGGUUUCAUGGUGUGUCACUCUGUGCUCGCCCGACAGUUUCAAGAGGCUCUCAACCAGAAGUCGCUCCCAAGCCUCUUCACUACUGGGAUCACUCAUUUGGUUCCUUAA
Molecule: messenger RNA, 1527 nt
Organism: Parnassius apollo (apollo)
Lineage: Eukaryota; Metazoa; Arthropoda; Insecta; Lepidoptera; Papilionidae
Source: the annotation of a GenBank genome assembly